GUAACAAUUAUUGUCAAGAUGUUUUUUUUUAGAUAAAUAUGUGGAAACAAUGGACUAAUAAGUUGAAAACAGAUAACUAAAAAAUAUAUCCAAAUGUUUGCAGAAGAAUAUACUCGCUAUACUUUGCUGAUGCAAAGAAACAAUUCGUCAUGGAGCUUAGAUAAAAGAACUGUGAUAUUGAUAAUUGCCUUAUCGCUACCUGUUUUUGUAUUUUGUGUGGCUUAUGUGACUCUGUUUGGAAUCUACGAAAAAAUUGUUUAUCCACAUUCCCUAAAUUUGAAAGAAGUACCUCAACAUGGCUUACACCGUGCACUUUUAUACAAUGCAUUUUCAAAUGAAGGAAAUGUAACUCGAGACUUGCAUUUCAAGGUAGGUCAAAAUAACGAUGCGCCGGCAUAUAAACUGGUUUGCUACUACAACUUUCCUUCGAACAAACAAUCACUGCAAGUAAAGGACUUGGAUUCAACUCUGUGCACACACAUAAAUGCUGCUUUCGCUCGAGUCGUCAAUAAUUCCAUGUUUUUAGACCAAGACAGUCAAAACGUGCUUACGGAUUUAGUGAAAUUGAAAGAAACAAAUAAAAACCUAAAAAUUUUGUUGUCUGUCGGCGGCGCUGAGGAACCGAAUGGAUAUUUGGACAUGGUUAUGAAUCACAAAAAUAGGAAGCAGUUCAUCAAGUCAGUUCUGUAUUAUGUUAAAAACUACAACGUGGACGGGGUAGAUUUGGACUGGGAGUUCCCCAACGAGGCUCCCAGUGGAGACAAACACCAACGCACGCAUUUCACGCAGCUCUUGGAGGAGCUUAGGCAAACUGUAAACCUUCAGACAAAAUACAAAUUCUUGGUAUCGGUGGCUGUCGCGGCUCCAACAACCAUCAUCGAGAACUCCUACGACGUCCCGUACAUGAAUGAGUAUGUGGAUUACAUCAACCUGAUGUCCUACGACUACCAUUUCUACACCAGGUUUACCCCGUUUACGGGGAUAAAUUCACCACUGUACGGUACGAGUAGUGAGAAAUAUUACUUGGCCACCUUGAAUAUUAACUACUCGUCGAAUUAUUGGAAUUAUUUGGGGAUGGACCGCAGCAAGAUAAUAGUAGGGCUUCCAACGUACGGCCACACCUUUAGACUUACCAACAUCUGGAACAACGGCCUAUACGCGCCGUCUUUGGGUUUCGGAAACCUGGGCUCUCUAGGUUUCGUCGACUACCCCGAAGUGUGCGCCUUCCUGUCGUCCAAUCACAUCACGCCCGUCUUCGACAUGGACACCAAGAGCCCCUACGCCUCCAAGUCCCACGAGUGGAUUUCUUUCGAUAACACCGAGAGUUUCAUGUACAAGUCGGAAUUCAUCAGGGACAACAAGUUCGGGGGCGCCAUGGUGUACUGUCUGAACAGCGACGACUACCGGGGGGUGUGCCAGAGCCCCGAGGGUAACGGGAAAAAGUUCCCGCUGGUAAAGGUGGCCCGGCAGAUUCUGGCGGAGCCGGGAACGUGAUCUUCGCGGGUCGUGGUGGAGGGUGUGACGGGGUUCGGGGUAGGGUUUGGUUUCUUUGUUGGUUUUUUUUUUGUGAAAUGUUUCGGUAAUUAUUUAUUAUAGCGGAAAACUUUCUUCGUGUACUCUUUGUUUUCCAUGGUGUCGAACACGAAUCCGAAUUGUGCGGUCGAAGUUUGUUUCCGAGAAAUUUUUUUCAAAAUUCUGACCCGUGCGCUUAAUGCAACGCUCAUCGUCACUAUUUGCAACGCUAUAUCGUCUGUAUAUCUUUUAAAUGAAAUUUUAAUAGUUCGUGGGAUCAUAUUUUUUGUUUUUUUUAAGGAAAACUAAAAA
Anoplophora glabripennis (Asian longhorned beetle) is the source of this 1824-nucleotide messenger RNA. RefSeq names its product chitinase-3-like protein 2. Gene Ontology annotation, molecular function: chitinase activity; chitin binding. Gene Ontology annotation, biological process: carbohydrate metabolic process; chitin catabolic process. The coding region runs from base 94 to 1494 and encodes 466 amino acids. NCBI's taxonomy places the organism in Eukaryota, Metazoa, Arthropoda, Insecta, Coleoptera, Cerambycidae. The transcript has 6 exons. Gene Ontology annotation, cellular component: extracellular region. The record is from RefSeq and is a predicted model, not a curated record.